This is a messenger RNA of Letharia lupina, 480 nucleotides long. RefSeq lists its product as uncharacterized. Lineage: Eukaryota; Fungi; Ascomycota; Lecanoromycetes; Lecanorales; Parmeliaceae. The transcript has 2 exons. The record is from RefSeq and is a predicted model, not a curated record. The coding region runs from base 1 to 480 and encodes 159 amino acids.
AUGCCCUAUACGAGGAACAGUGGCCCUACGAGUGCAAAUGAUCCUUCAAGCAGAACUGAAAAUGAUCCUAACGGCGGCCAUUGCGGCCAAGCCUUGGGCUUCUCAUCCAAUUCUUCCCACACUUCCGGUACUCCCAGUUAUCAACAUCAACAGCAGACCACCAGUGGUUACCAAUAUCCACAUGGGAACCAAAACCUCAGGCCUCCUCCUCUCAACGCUGGCUAUCACUUCAGGGACAACUCUAUGAAGCGCUCCUCUUGUCACGGCACCAGCGAUUCUGGCUAUACUACCAGAGUCCCUUCAGUGGCUAGCCCACAACCACAACAGAGCUAUCCGGUCCAGAGCUACCCAGUCCAAAGCUAUCCAGUCCAAAGUUACCCAGUCCACAGCUAUGUUCCCAGUCGCCAGCUGGGCCCACAGAAAGCAGACCGUCCUGGUAUUGAGGUCGUUCAUACUGCUCAUGAGCGAAAGCUCAGGUAG